CCUCUUUCUUCCCCCUUUCAGUUUCUCUCUCUACUAUCUUUUGCUCACGCCACACGCCCUUUCUCUGUUCUUUUUUUGAAGUUCCUUUUAGAGAGAGAAAACAUACACAGAGAAUGCACAAACACUGAAACUUUUCACUACUAAAAUUUGCCUCUCUCUUUCUGCUACUCUCUUCUACAGUUUUUUGAAGUAUCUUUUGACAGUUGUUAAUUUUGGGGUUCAUAAGAAAAAAGUUGAGUUGAGAUAUAGUUGUAACUGGAAAAACGGGAGGAGAAGGAAAAAGAGUGUAGUUGUGAAAAAAAUUGAGUUCCGAGUUUAAGAGAAUAUUGAAUUUAGAGUUGUUAUGGGGGAAUGGUUGAAUUUCGAAACGUAAUUUGGAAUUCCACCUACUUUUUUAUGUGAUGGUUACUGGUUGUGAUUUGGUUGGUCUGACGGGGAUAAAUCUGUCAUUAAAUCAUAAAUUUUCCUGUAGAUUCCAUCUUUUGUUAUGUUUGCGUCUUUACUUGGUUUCCUAGGUGGGGACUGUGAAAUUACUAAUGUGCCCCUUACCUUUCUUCUUGUUCCUCGGGUUAUGGGAUGUGUGUGAACUUAGCAACACAAUGAGUAUAUCCUGCUGUAUUGUGGUAUUGAGCUGAGAUUAUGGGGUGUAGAUCCUGUUUGGAGUUUGAAAGCAAGUUAAUUUACCAAGAAAAUUACUUCUUUUUUGUCUUGUGUUUUUGCCUGGCUCUGGGAUGAGGCCUUAUGCUACAUGGAGGAAAUCAUCUAAGGGUAUUGAGAGGUUAGAAUUAUAUCUUUGGUUGGGGGAAAGAGAAGAGUGGCCUUUGGAUAUGAACAUGAUAAAGAUUUCAUCUUUUCUUUUGUUUGAUAAUGAUUGCACUUUCCAUUGCCACAAUUUAUGUGGCCAAUCAAGAAGGAUUAAGUGGAACAGAAUUGACGGAUCUGGCUAACAUUGAACUUGGUAAACUGAUAUGGAUUUAUAAUUGGAGAAAAGAAUGUCAGAGGGUUGCUUUUCUGAAGCUAGUUGGGACAACACUCUUAUCAGUGACUAUAAAAGGAAAUUCUGAUUGCACCUCUAAUUUAGUACGACAUCGACUUGGUUCCUAUUACAUGGGAAAUAGUGAGGAUGGGAAAUCCUGUAAGCUUGAGAAGCCAUCCUCGCCUGCAGCGGACCAGAGCAAUCGCCAUGUCUAUCCAGAUUGGGCAGCCAUGCAGGCAUAUUAUGGUCCUCGAGUAGCUGUUCCUGCAUAUUUCAAUUCAGCAGUUGCACCUGGUCAUACCCCUCACCCUUAUAUGUGGGGGCCACAGCCUAUGGUACCACCUUAUGGUACCCCUUAUGCAGCAAUAUAUGCUCAUGGUGGGGUUUAUGCACAUCCUGGAGUUCCAAUUGGAUCUCAUCCUCCAGGUCAUGUGAUGGCGACAUCUCCUGUUGUCAGCCAAGCCAUGGAUGGUGCUUCUUUGAGUUUAGAUGCGUCUGCGAAGUCCUCGGGAAAUUCUGAUAGAGGAUUGAUGUCUAAACUGAAGGAAUUUGAGGGGCUGGCAAUGUCACUUGGAAAUGGCAGCACUGACAAUGUUGAGGGUGGAACAGACAAUGGACAUUCUCAAAGUUUUCGUGUUGUGACCAGUGGGGAAACUGAAGGUUCAACUGAUGGAAGUGACACAAACGGAGCUGGGGUCAGUGAGAGAACUAAGAAAAGGAGCUGUGAGACAACUCCUGAUAACUCUGGUGAUGAUAAGAGCCACUCACAAAGAUUUCAACCUACUGGGGAAGUAAAUGAUGAUGCUGAGAAGGCAAUCGUUGUUGCAGCGAAAAUGACGGGAACAGUACUUUCUCCUUGCAUGACAACUUUGGAAAUGAGAAAUCCUGCUAGUGCACAUAUGAAAUCUAGCCCAACUAAUGGUGGUUCACCACUCAGCCCUGCACUGCCUAAUGAAACCUGGUUACAGAAUGAGCGUGAGCUGAAGCGGGAGAAAAGGAAACAGUCUAAUCGGGAAUCUGCAAGGCGAUCAAGAUUGAGAAAACAGGCUGAAGCUGAAGAAUUGGCAAUACGAGUUCAGGCUUUAACAGGAGAGAACUUGACACUCAGAUCCGAGAUUAACAAAUUAAUGGAGAACUCGGAGAAACUGAAGCUAGACAAUGCCACUUUAAUGGAGAGACUGAAAAAUGAACAGCUUGGACAGACAGAAGAAGUAAGUUUAGGUAAGAUUGAUGAUAAGAGACUGCAACCUGUAGGCACAGUAAACCUGCUAGCACGAGUGAACAACUCAGGUUCCUCGGAUACAACGAACGAGGAUGGUGAAGUUUAUGAGAACAACAGCUCUGGAGCAAAGCUUCAUCAACUACUUGAUACCAGCCCCAGAACUGAUGCAGUAGCAGCUGGGUGAUCCCCUAAAUUUAAUUUGAGAUGUUAAAACUUAGUCUGAUUGUGUAAUUUUGGCGUAAUUUUAAGUCCAAAAUUGCUACUAACUACGGGAGAGGAACAGGUGAAUAGGAUUACGAGAUUUCUAAUUUUACCUACCUAAUUGUAGUUUACAGGUCAGUAGAACCGAUGUGUGCUCUUUUUUCUGUUUUGCAUUUCUGAGUUGAAUGAAUGUGGCUAUAAUAGCGUAUGUAAAGUUUAAUGUUCGACAUACUAAAGACUUGAUUUGAGGAAAUACUAUAGAACCGAAAUGUUUUCGGUUUGGACGAUGAAAGUGAACUUCAUAUUUGAUAAAUAAAUGUGGUAUGUUUAUGAUGUUA
This is a messenger RNA of Solanum lycopersicum (tomato), 2737 nucleotides long. RefSeq names its product transcriptional activator TAF-1. Gene Ontology annotation, biological process: regulation of DNA-templated transcription. Gene Ontology annotation, molecular function: DNA-binding transcription factor activity; sequence-specific DNA binding. Gene Ontology annotation, cellular component: nucleus. The record is from RefSeq and is a predicted model, not a curated record. NCBI's taxonomy places the organism in Eukaryota, Viridiplantae, Streptophyta, Magnoliopsida, Solanales, Solanaceae.